Messenger RNA from Cynoglossus semilaevis (tongue sole), 6334 nucleotides. It is a transcript of the gene mark4a, whose product is annotated as MAP/microtubule affinity-regulating kinase 4a. Gene Ontology annotation, cellular component: cytoplasm. The transcript has 16 exons. NCBI's taxonomy places the organism in Eukaryota, Metazoa, Chordata, Actinopteri, Pleuronectiformes, Cynoglossidae. The record is from RefSeq and is a predicted model, not a curated record. Gene Ontology annotation, molecular function: ATP binding; tau-protein kinase activity. Gene Ontology annotation, biological process: intracellular signal transduction; protein phosphorylation; microtubule cytoskeleton organization. Bases 95 to 2479 code for a protein of 794 amino acids.
GUCGAAUCUGCGGAUGUUACUCGGUCUGAUCGACAUCAUCCGCGCACACACGCCGUGAUUGUCACUCAGGGAACAGGGACGAGAGAAAGGGAACAUGUCUUCUCGAUCUGCAUUACCGUCUGGAAACGACAGGAGCACAGGAGACCAUCAUGUGUCACUUGGGGCCAGUCGCUCAGACAAGGCAACCAGCCAGUCCAGCCGCUCGCUGGGCGCGCGGUGCAGGAACUCCAUUGCCUCCUGCUCAGACGAGCAGCCGCACAUCGGCUUCUACCGUCUGCUCAAGACAAUUGGCAAGGGGAACUUUGCCAAAGUCAAGCUGGCCCGCCACAUGGUGACAGAAAUGGAGGUUGCAAUAAAAAUUAUCGACAAAACUCAGUUGAAUCCAACCAGCCUACAAAAGCUUUUUCGAGAGGUCCGGAUAAUGAAAAGCCUAAAUCACCCUAACAUAGUGCGACUCUUUGAGGUGAUCGAGACGGAUAAGACCUUAUACCUAGUCAUGGAGUACGCUAGUGGAGGUGAAGUGUUCGACUACCUCGUGUCACAUGGGAGAAUGAAGGAGGUUGAAGCCAGAGCCAAAUUUAGACAGAUUGUUUCUGCUGUCCACUACUGCCACACCAAGAACAUCGUCCACAGGGAUUUGAAGGCGGAGAACCUCCUGCUGGACGCAGACGCCAACAUUAAGAUUGCAGACUUCGGCUUCAGCAAUGAGUUCACCCUGGGUAACAAGCUGGACACGUUCUGUGGCUCACCGCCCUACGCUGCCCCAGAGCUUUUCCAGGGCAAGAAGUAUGAUGGUCCUGAAGUGGAUGUUUGGAGUCUGGGGGUAAUCCUGUACACACUGGUCAGCGGCUCACUGCCCUUUGAUGGACAGAACCUGAAGGAGCUGAGGGAGCGCGUGCUGCGGGGAAAGUAUCGCGUGCCCUUCUACAUGUCCACAGACUGUGAGGGGAUCCUUCGCCGAUUCCUGGUGCUCAAUCCCACCAAGCGCUGCACGUUAGACGUAAGGAGGGACCAAAAACACAGACACAAACUUUCGUGUGGAGGCAGCUGCAGCUCUUGUUUCAUCUGUUUUCUUUUCUUACAGCAAGUCAUGAAGGACAAGUGGAUAAACGCAGGGUAUGAAGGGGAAGACCUGAAGCCCCACAUAGAACCAGUGGAGGACUUCAGUGAUCCGGCUCGCAUAGAGGUGAUGGUUGGGAUGGGCUUCACCCCGGAGGAAAUCAAGGACUCUCUGCUCAAUCAAAAGUACAAUGAGGUCACAGCCAUCUAUUUACUGCUGGGCCGCAAAGGCGAUGAGGGCAGUGAGACUCGCACAGCCAGCAGUCUGUCUUUGGCCAGGGUACGGCCCAGCCCCAUUACAAAUGGCACCAACAAGCACUCCUCCGCCACCGGCUCCUCUUCCUCUUCCUCCUCCUCCUCACACAGCAAGACUCAGCGCAGCUCCUCUACCUACCACAGGCAGCGACGGCAUAGUGACUUCUUCCUCCAAAACAAAGGUGGGCCCUCCAUGCCCGUCAUGCACCCCAAGAGGAGCCCAACCAGCACGGGCGACCGGGAGCUGCGUGAGGGACGGAUGCCUUCCCGUAAGGCCAGCUGCAGUGUGAUGGGGAGUCACAGCCUCCCCCCCUCCAGCCCCAUGGUCAGCAGUGCCAACAAUCCAAACAAGUCUGAGAUCCCAGACCGUCGCAAGGAAAUGACGGCCACCACAAAUAACAUCCCUGGAAGCGCCAUGACACGCAGAAACACAUACGUGUGCACAGACCGAUCAGGCACAGACAGACAUUCUCUUCUGCAGAAUGGCAAAGACAACAGCUCCCUGAGCCACCGUAUGCCUGCAGCCUCUCCCUCCACCCUCAGCAUCACUGGGGCUGGAGCAGCCUCCUCUUCCUCCUCUUCAGACCGAUGCCGCCUGACUCGAGGCUCUACGAUUCGCAGCACCUUUCAUGGGGGACAACUGAGGGACCGGGGGCCCCCGGUUUAUUCGGCCCCACCUACUUCACCUACCCUGUCCCACCAUGAACCCAGUCCCCUGCCCCACGCCCGCACCAGGGCGACCUCCAACCUCUUUACCAAGCUGACCUCGAAACUCACUCGCAGGGUCACAAAUGAAUCUGAGGGAAUCAGGAGAUUUGCGGUCACAAGUUGCCAUUUACCUGGGUAUCAAAAAGCGUCCGAGCCCCGGUCCGUCGGACGUGGCUGGGAUCUAAGAGGUGGUGGGCAGCGGGACCCUGCGGAGGUGGUUUUGGCUCUGCGGGAGGCAGCGCGCGGAUGUGGCUGCCAGGUCCAACAUGCCGGCCCUUUUCUGCUCUCCUGUACCCACGGUGUGGCAGGGGGCCGCGUGGCUUUCGAGGCCGAGGUGUGCCAUCUUUCCAUGGGCAACUCAGAGACUUCUAAUGGGGUGCGCUACACACGACUCUGGGGGGCACCGUUAGCUUUUCGGGACAUUGCCACCAAAAUCUCCAAGGACCUCGAACUUUGAACAGAGGGUCUGUUUGCAUACGAGUGUGUGUUUUGUGUUGAUGUGUGUGUGUGUUUGUGUGUGUUGUGCAAAUAGAGAGGGGACAAAAUAAAAGAAGAAAACAAAUCCAUGAAGGGGUGAGGGGCUGGACCCGAGAGAAAAGACUUCUCCUUCUGUCUUUUCAUAUCUAACCUUCUCUUGCACCACACUAACAUGAGUGCCCACACACACAUACACACGCGCACACACACUCACACUCACACACAUCCACACCAGACCUGUGAAGUCACACAGACUGAGGCACCCACAUUCACAACUGAGGCACUUCACAACUUCUCUACUGAGCUGCUGCAGCCACUGGACAUGGAUCAGAUGGAAUCUAGCAGAAUAUUUUUAUUGCUACUCUAGCCAUAAUGACUCUUAAUUUUCCUAUUUAUUGCUCUGAUCAUUGUUUUAACCCAUCGUCACUUUCACCACUACAGGAAAAGCACCGGUCCUAGUGUAGUGGACCUCAUUGACAAGACAAUUCCUUUUUUAAAUGUUAUUUUGUAUGUUACGGUCAGGUACAUUUAUUCACCUCUCAGCGACUACCUGCUGACUUGUCAUCACCUGUGGAUAAAAAGAUGCACAAAAUUCAUGUUAGCAAAGAGACUAGCAGCUGCAGAGGGCUGCAUCACUCUAAUCCAUGUUCAUAAAACAGAGAUGGCUGCACUGGAUUAAAGUCAGUGAGGGAGCGGCAAUGACAGGCAUUUGAAUUGUCCAAUCAGCGGCUAGAAGACAUAAGCCAAUCAGAGACGGAUUAGUCUGUAACAUCAAUCUCAUUAGUUUCCUAAUGAGACAGAAGAGGAUCGUAAAGAACAUGAGGAAAUAUGCUGUUUGUAGUGAAGAAGCGAAACUUAGGGUGUGUUUGCAUUUUCAUGUUUACUUUAGUUAACAAUUCAUAGAUGUGCAGUUGAUCUGCUGGAGUGGUGAAUGCUACCGUCCACACCUUGGUGCACAUCAAGCAGUUGCCAGGAUCCUCUUGAAAAAGAUGUAUCUUUUUGUAUCUGACUCCUAAUGUUCUCUAGACUAUCUAGAGAACAUUAGCAUCAAAACCCAACUAUACUAUAAGACAUCACAUGAUUUCAUGUUAAAGACAAAGUACAAAGAGUGUAAAGGAUGCUAACAAAUCAGCUGAGAAACAAAACUGGAGCAAUGAGAUGUUUGAACAUCCUAAGUCCCUGGUAGGUUAAAACUCUUGAAUCAAUAGCACAUAACCCCUAAUAGAAUGUUAUUUUUCUACGGGUUGCAAAACGGUUCAGUCUAUACACGUCUAUUGAAGUCUGGCAGUAUGUUGUUCUUAUACCUACAGUCUUUAGUCCAAUACGAUGGUGUCAAUGUAAAAACACCAGGACUUUUUACAAGUAUCAAUUUUGUUAUUCAACUGCAGGUGUGAACAGCCAGAAGGUCUAAAUUGAUUAAUGUUAAAACAAGGCGAUGCAGUUCUGAUAUAGUUCUGUUCUGAUAUUUAAAAAAUAGAAUCAAUAAUUACAUACAAAUAAAAUAAAUUAUUGAAGGUGGUAUUAUGGUAUUUUACAUUUUAUAAUUACCGUAAUUAAUUUAGCAUAACGACCAAAAAAGAGGAGCUUUCAUUCUACUCCCUGAUUGGCUGGUUUAAUGACCUGUCAGUUCUGUUUAGUGAGAAAAUCUGUUUUGUUAAUUUUUAUAAAUUUGCCAUCCUCCAUCUUUCUUCACUUCACCCUGAAGACACAACAGCUGUGACUCGUACCUGAGAAAACCUUUCUAACUUCAAGCCCUCAAGUGUUAAAAACACUUUUGGGGCAAUUAAAAAGCAAAGGUGAGCCACAGUCAGUCAGGAUCCUCGCACACAACAAGAGACACUGUGUGACGUCAUUCCGGUGCAGUGCAAAGCUUUGCUUCUAUUUUGUGCCAUGUGAUUUUUGCCUCAGUCAUCAUGUCAGUAUGUCCACAGGAUAAAACCCUGUGCACCCAAGGAGUGAAACCUCUGAGAUCACCAGAAAACAGAAACACGGCUUUUCUGAAUAUUCACCCUCCUCUUAUUGUGGCACAGUUUGUAAUCUGGUCUGCUCGUUAGUGACUGCGGACUAAGUUUGAGUGUUCAGUGGAGAGGCCACAAUGAAGGCAGUGUGGACGCCACUGUCCACACAGUUUCAUACAUUGCCUUCACAGUCAAUGUCCCUGGGCUCCUUUUUCAAAGUACAUGUGAAAAUAAGCUUUCUAUUGUCCAUGACUGUUUUGAUUCAAUAGCAUACAGUAUGAGUAUUUAUGUAGGUAACGCAUCAUGUUGUUUGGCUGCUAAUUUACCGUUGAAAUUGUCUCAGUUGUGACCCCUAGAGCAGCCUCCCACUCCCCUGCUUUCUUCCCCACUGAAGAAAAACCCUCUAUUUCUAAAUUUAACAGGGACUCCAUUUUCACCUGUCCUCAUACAUAGGUACAUAGGUCUGUCCUCACAAUCAGCUGUCCUCUGCUCUUUGUCAGACGUCCUGUUGACCUCACAGGGAUCAUCCCCCCACACUUUUAUGUUGUAUAUCCAUGUACAGCAUCUUCAUGGUUCCUGUUUGGUGUGCACUGCUUCAUAAAGCCCAGCAGGGGGAGGGGGCGGUUCUGACCCGUCCUCGUCUUCCUCAGGGUGAGAAGCAGAAACACUGUGGGUCUGUUGUUGUCCUCUCGUUGGACAUUUCUCAUUGUGGUGUAUAUUAGCAUUAGGUAAUAUAGACCUCAAUGCAUUUUGCUUUGACUUGAAUCAGCUCCUUCCAGUGUACCUGUAUAGGUAUUGCCCAGUACUAACCACUGGAGGGCGCCAAUGUCUUAAAUGUGAAACACUUAAAUUUGUGGAUAUUUGCACAGGUACUUUAUUUAUUUUUUAGAAUAAUAUCAUUAAAAAACAGGAUUUAUAUCAGUCAGAUGAUGGCUGUAUAUAAAACAUAUGAAUAUAGUAUAUAUCUUAGAGCUCAAGGUUUAUUUAUAGCUAGAGCAGGGAAAGUAAUUCUAGUCUAAAGCAGUUUCUGCCAGUGACAGUGGGGAGCAAGACCAUCCUGCAUGACUUCAGAGUUUGGGUAUUAGGGUAAAAAUGAAACUAAACGCUCACCUGGGUAAGACGCUACGUCAGACACAGGAUGUAAAGGAAAUGGUGCCAAAUGUAGCAUCGGUUCCACUCUCACCAAAACAAACAGGACGGUUUGGGUAAAGUUGAAUCACGUCCUUCCGGGUUGACUAAGACAGAAAGUCAGUAUGUUCCAGAUUGUGAGUUCCUUGAUGUAUUUACAUAUGCCAUGAAAUGUAUGAAAACAGAGAGUGUUCGAAAAAACAAAAAGUUCUACAGUGGAUCGACUAAAAUAACAAUUAGUCCCCGGCCACUGAAAAGCCCUGUGUUGCAUCAAAGCCAUAGAAAUGUGACGCUGCUGUCUCCUGAUAGCAAUUAUAAAUCAGGCCUACAAACAUUUCACUGGAAAUGAUUGGGGUUUAAACAUGCUCAGUUCAAAAUAUAAGCAGUGUCUUAAGGUGAACAUCUACUGUGAAAAAUGAUUGAAAUAAUUUUUUUGUUGUUGUUUUUACCUGUGUGGGACAGUGUGUUGCUGGUCUAGUUUAUUUGGUGAAUGGUACAGUAUUAUAUCCCUUCGGGGCUCAGUAUUUAACCUACCUUGUCAUUUCAGAACAGAUUACGGGAAUGGUUUUUGUUAUAUGCAAAAGGCACAGAUUAACACACAGUUCUAACUGUAUGAGUGAUCUUACCCUGCUCUACUGGUUAAUCCCUUCCCCUUAGAAAGAAACUGUAAACUGAGAUUGCGUCAUUCUGGUAUUCUGGUUGAGAUUAUGGAGCUAAAGAUUAAUAAAAUUCACUGAUGUUGGCAUUUA